CUGUUACACCCCUUUAGUUUGUCGCAGAUCACUUGGCAUCUCCAAACAUUAGAGCCAAAGUAGCGACAUUAAUAUUUUCUCCUGGUUGUUGAAGUCUGUGACGAUGAGCAGCUUUUGUAGAGAAGUCAUCACUCUUCAGCUGGGACAUUAUUCAAAUUUUGUGGGGACUCAUUGGUGGAAUUUGCAGGAUGCCUCUUUAUCAUAUGAUCACGAGACACCACCAGGUGAGAUCCAGAGUGAUGCUGUGUUUCGUGAAGGACAGACUCCGGGAGGACACAUCACCUACACACCUCGCCUCAUCGCUAUGGAUCUCAAAGGAAGUCUUCGGACACUGCGGCAGGAGGGACAUCUGUAUGAUGCUGGCAAAGACACCUCUGCUGUCACAUGGGAAGGAAACCUCACAAUGCAUAAAGAAAGUCCUCCUGCAAAGAACGCCUUUCUUGAAACUUUGGACAAGUUGGAUAGGGGGGAGAUACUCGCUGAAGCUGAUUUUUCCUCCAGCUCCCAGCCUCAGUGUUCAGCAGGUUCAGUGAGCGUGGAUACAGUGAACAGCCGGCUGGCUCAGAUCCAAAGGGGCUACAGGCUGGAGGGCAUCGUGAGAGUGUGGUCCGACUUCCUCAGGAUCCACCUGCACCCUCGGACCAUCUCCGUCAUCCACCAGUACAACCACGACGGGGAGACUCAUCGUCUGGAGGCUUUCGGCCAGGGAGAGGCUCUCCUGCAGGGCUCGGUGCUCGAGGAGCUGGAGGACAGACUGCACUUCUUUGUAGAGGAGUGCGAUUACCUUCAGGGUUUCCAGGUGUUGUGUGACUUAGCUGAUGGCUUUGCAGGCCUAGGGUCAAAGGUCACAGAGAUGCUACAAGACUCCUACAGUGGGAGAGGUAUCCUGACCUGGGGGUUGGCACCCGUCAGUCACCCAAACUCAACCCCAGUGAAGGACCUCUAUCGCCUCCACAGCUCUUUCUUCUGCCCGCUGACACUGCGUGGUGGACUGGGCAGACGACCCUCCUCUCCUACUGCCUUCCCUUACCUCAAUUAUGAUCCCUCACUGUGGUACCACUCCAGCGCUGUCCUGGCUUUGGCCCUGGACGCCCUCACUGCUCCUUACAGGCUGAGGAACAACAGCGUCCCCAUGUGGCAGGUAGCAGACACCCUGGCCGCAGCAGGGAGAAAGGUGGUGGCUGCUUAUGGUGCCGUCCCAUUGCCCAUGAUGCACGGCAGCUCGCUCCCUGAUGCUCUGAGUGCCUGCGCAGAUGCUCCGCCAUGGAAACCUCUGUCAGCUUGUUCUGAACCAGACGAUGGUCGAUGUUACAGCCAGUGGGCGACACUCAGAGGCUUUGAAGGCCAGAGACUAAUCAGCUGUCUGGCUCCGGGGACUACACCUCCCACUGCUCUGCACAGCCUCCACAGUGGGGAGGAUGUGCUGGCGUCCUACAUCGGAUCCUUUUAUCCUACAGCUCCUCUGGCUCUGCAGCUGGUGUGUACACCCAGUAAGCUGAUACCCCCUUUCCCUCAGAUAUUCAGCCAACACCUUGAUUCUCAAGGCUUCCUGCAGAGCCAACCGCCUCCACCUGGCUCUCCAGUCCCUGUGGUUUCCUCUGUGCCUGUCAUGACUUCCCUCCAGUCUGGGCCUGCACUUGGCCCAUGGCUGUCAGAACUGCAUGGUGGUGCCAGCGGUUCCGAUAUCCGCCGCAUGGCCGCUAGUUUCCUCUCCCAUGGGCCUGAAAUGGCGGACUACCAGGAGGCGCUGGAGCAACUUUGCCUACUAGCCCGGUGUUACAGAGAUGACAGUGGCGGGGUGAUGCGCUCUUCCUCUGAGGAGGAUGAUGAUGACUGAUGUGGACAGUCUUUAGGUCCAAGAUCUGGAUGGACUGUAACUUCGUUGUCCACUUUGUUUACCAGCCUGCAUGUAGUCAUGGGCACCAGAAGAGGAGUUGUGUCUCUAGUUACUGAAGGACCGGGACUCAAUUACAUGGCGACAGUACUCUUACUGAAACACAAUGAAGACAACUGGACUGCAAUACUACUCUAAAAGAAGCACAUGAGUAGUAUUUACUAAGGAGAUGGAUGUAGCUUCAUGCCAAUGUUACAGACUGCUCACAUUUCCUCAACGGUUUCUGUAAUUUAAUGCAUUUUACACAAAAUGUACACUAUAAAAUGACUGUACUGACAAGAAGACAGUGUUGGCGCACCUCUACUGGGCAUUACCUCAGGUGACUGACAACACAGAUUCUGAUGGUUCUCGAUACUUAAGUUCUUACUGGCUAGGUCAUACUGGAAACUGCUUAAAGACAAACUUUGCUGACUUGUCAACAAGGGUUUAAUAAUUAGAAUUGUUAGUAUAUUUUAAUUACAAUCACCUUACCUCCCUUCAUGUUUCCUGUACACAAAUCCCUGUUUAUCCUACCAGUUGACAAAAAUUGACAUUUUACGUCACCUGGCGGAUUCUUGCAGGACAACUUGCAUUUCUUUGUACAGGAAACAUGGAGAGAAGUAAGAUAUACUUAAUUUAGAGAAAGUACCAAUUAUACAAUUAUUAAAAGUCUUGUGGUAAAUGUGCAGUUUGCCUGUAACACAGUCCAAUGUGACCUGGCAAAAAAGUCAAAAUGCAAAUUUGAUGAAGCUAAAGCCAGCGACCACAAAUGCUAUUCUACAAGUGAUAGUUUUGUAAUCAUGAUUUAGAUCCCUAUGCAAUCUCAGUCUCAUGUGACAAUGAUUCUGCCAUGUUUUCAUUAGGACAGAGAUGCCUUAACCAAUAACCUCAACGCAAGUCAUUUCUGCCUCAACUGCUAUUUGGCACUAGGUGUACAGGGCAGGCAGCACAAUGACAAACAUGUUGGAUUAGCUUUUGAAUCAGUCUUCGCUGCCUGUCUACAGCUCGUCAAGCAAUUGUAACACAUUCAUACUAUUGGUUAACAGCCUAGUGAAGAAAAGGGAGGGCUUGGUUUGAUGUAAGGCAUCUUCGUGCUAAUGCAAACAGCAGAAUCAAUAUCAUGUGAGACAGACUGCACAGGGAUCUAAAUCACUCACACAAAACAAAUCAUGCAGCCCUACAACCUUGUCAGUCAAUAUUUUACCCUGUGAUUUGGCCCCACAUACUUUGGCCAGGAAAUUGUUUAAAGUCAUUAAGAAUAAGGCUGAUAAUCUACUUUUGUUACUGUCAAAAGACCAUGAAGUGUUAGUGGAAGUUUUAAGUGCUCUACCCUGUCGCAAAAUUUUUUUUAGUACCUAUAGAUGUUCUUUGGUUUGGUCUUUUGGCAAAAUUAGUUAAUAACAAAAACAAAUAGUCACCAGCCUUAUCCUGUUCCCUAAAGGUGGAGAAGGUGAAAUUUACUGUUAACUAUGCAAAACUGCAGUAAUUUAAUAAAAUUUACUGAAUUAUUAGUUGAUCUAGUCUACGAUUUUUAAACAAACUGGUUCCCAAAACGAGUAUAAAGAAAAGUAACCAACAUACAAUAAUCUGAUCCCAGAAAUCGGUGUAGAUGGACAUGCUGGACUCACUGACUUUGAAUCUGUUAUCAAUUUAAAAAACAAAAUCUCGACAAAUUCAGAAUAGGCAUUAUUGUUUUUAAUCUGAAAUAAAAUGAUACAAAGAUUUCAAAAAGGUGAUGCCAGGCCAUGUUCCCACUCAGUAUAUACUGAGAGUAAGUUUCUACAUUUGAAAAAAAAUAAAAAAAAAA
This is a messenger RNA of Monopterus albus (swamp eel), 3680 nucleotides long. It is a transcript of the gene msto1, whose product is annotated as misato mitochondrial distribution and morphology regulator 1. Gene Ontology annotation, biological process: mitochondrion organization. Lineage: Eukaryota; Metazoa; Chordata; Actinopteri; Synbranchiformes; Synbranchidae. The transcript is spliced from 15 exons. The coding region runs from base 104 to 1837 and encodes 577 amino acids. Gene Ontology annotation, cellular component: mitochondrion; cytoplasm. The record is from RefSeq and is a predicted model, not a curated record.